This is a messenger RNA of Alternaria arbusti, 258 nucleotides long. RefSeq lists its product as uncharacterized. The transcript has 2 exons. The coding region runs from base 1 to 258 and encodes 85 amino acids. Lineage: Eukaryota; Fungi; Ascomycota; Dothideomycetes; Pleosporales; Pleosporaceae. The record is from RefSeq and is a predicted model, not a curated record.
AUGCAACGCAAGACCGACGAAACCAUCAAAAGAAACUCGACCAGGUCGGUUAGCGCCAUGAUCGAGGUUGGUGUGGACGGUCUCAAGCAGAGGGUCGCGCAGAGUCUGUGCCAUCUUUUGCUUGAACGUUCGGGUGGAUUGGAGAACCUUGAGGUUGAGGUACCACAGUAUUCUGUGGCUGUCUCACCGGAGAUCGAGGCUGGUGCGGAUGCCCUCAAGGAAGAUCGCCUGGGCAGGCUCGGUGUCUUCUUUGCUUGA